Messenger RNA from Rhizophagus irregularis DAOM 181602=DAOM 197198, 590 nucleotides. Lineage: Eukaryota; Fungi; Glomeromycota; Glomeromycetes; Glomerales; Glomeraceae. The record is from RefSeq and is a predicted model, not a curated record.
GGCAAAACGAGUUUGGAAUAUGGUGAGGAAUGAUAGCACUCCUGAUAGGAAGAAAUAUUUAGGUAUACUUUUGACUUAUGAAAGAAAAAUAAAUCCUCAGACUCAAGAAGAAUAUGAUUUUCAUACCGACGAAUAUGUCAACUGCCUUAAAAAAGCAUAUAACGAAAAUAUUGCUCAAAAAUAUAUUAAAGAAUAUCUAACCGAACGGGCUACAAGGUACAAGGAAUAUAUAUAUUAUUCUCCUAGUGAUUGGGCAGAAAUGAAGAAAUACCAGUUAUAUAAUCGCCUAAAUACUGUAGCAUAUAUAGUUGCUUUUAUAGUAUUACAUCAGCAAGGCUAUAGAAUCGUUACAUAUGGUGAUUGGUCUUAUAUGUUAAAGUGGCUAUCGAAUCCUGAAUAUUACCGUAUUAAUGAAUAUUAUAACAAUGGCAAUGUAAACUUUGUUAAAAGUUCAGAAUAUGCGCAUUAUAGAUGUAAAAUAACAGGCAAACCAUAUCCAUGUGAUUCGCUAGAAAUUGACUAUUUUAAAUCUGAAUAUGGUUUUACUAUUGAGGGAAAGUUUAACAUUAUAGAUUUCUCAGAUUCAAAUA